Molecule: messenger RNA, 1302 nt
Organism: Argentina anserina (silverweed cinquefoil)
Lineage: Eukaryota; Viridiplantae; Streptophyta; Magnoliopsida; Rosales; Rosaceae
Product: transcription factor bHLH128-like
Exons: 7
Coding region: 1-1302 (433 amino acids)
Biological process (GO): regulation of transcription by RNA polymerase II
Cellular component (GO): nucleus
Molecular function (GO): protein dimerization activity; RNA polymerase II cis-regulatory region sequence-specific DNA binding; DNA-binding transcription factor activity, RNA polymerase II-specific
Source: RefSeq, a predicted model, not a curated record
AUGGACGAGAUCCUUGAUCAUUUUUUCAGUUCCUCAUCAUGGACAGAUGAUGAUGUGAAAGAGAGAUCAUCUUUGGGCUGUUUUGAAGAUCCACCAACAAACGAAAUGCUUCUCAGUUCACUAGGAGUAGGUAUAAUUGAAGAUGACAGCAAUGACUCUGCUACAAAUCUGAGCAACUCAAACCACAGCAUGGAGAGCAUGGCUGCGCAGUCCGCUAACUCAUCUGUUGGGCAUAAUUUUGAGUCAGAUGCACAAAACAAUGGCAACAAUUGUGCGGCUUACAUCUCGAAUGACCAGAUAGGCCUGCUAUAUGAUAUGGAUGGUUACAUGGUAAGAUCAACAUCUGUUUCCUCCCUGGAGCAACAAAAUGUGGGAGGCAAUUGCUGUGAACACUCUGUCGUCUUUCAGAGAAUAAAUGGAGAUUUUGAAACCCUUUCUCCAAUUUCUCAGCUGUGGCAUCUUCAGGCUUAUGAGAGUGUCUCUUCCUCUCUUUAUCCUCCUGGUUUAGGACAACAGAACCUGUGCAGUUUCGGCAGUAAUGAUACUCAUGAAUUAUCUGAUUUAGUCACCACAGAGAAGGUAACGCAGGAGAUGGAAAACUAUCCUUUGCCCUCUUUUGCUUCAAAGCCUCAGAUUCCAAGGGCGAUGACCGGAUUGCAGCCUUUCCUGCAGACUACAUCAACUAACCCCUGUGCUGAAUGUACUGGAACUAAAAAGCCUCGUAUAAGGGCACGUCGAGGCCAGGCAACUGAUCCACACAGUAUUGCUGAAAGGCUUCGGAGGGAGAAAAUUGCUGACAGAAUGAAGAAUCUGCAAGAACUUGUAACAAAGUCUAACAAGACUGACAAGACAUCUAUGCUUGAAGAAAUCAUUGAGUAUGUCAAGCUUCUUCAGCAACAAAUCAAGGUUCUAAGCGCGCGCAGAUUGGGAGCUACAGGGGCAGUUUUAUUAGAAGAUCAGAAGAAGGGGAGCAAUGGGAUCUCCUCAGAUUCCUCAUUACUUGAUCGAGUAGCUCAUGACAAUUCUUUCAAUGAAAUUGCUUUUGAACAAGUAUUGAAGCUGAUGGAAACUGAUGUGAGCAAGGCAAUGCAUUAUCUUCAAAGCAAAGGUCUCUGCAUGAUGUCCAUCCCUCUAGCCAAUGCCAUAUUGACCGAAAAGGAAUCAUCACUGCCUCCUGAUUCCGGCAACAAUUUGAAGAACUCCGGUUUCACUGAUGAUGGUUUUGUUCAUAACCCCAGCAGCAGCAGCAGCAGUAACAGCAACAGAUUGCCUGGCGUUGAUAAAACGCCUGGAAAUCCAUGA